AUUUUGCCUACAAUAUUAUCACCACAAAUGAAUCCCUAGAAUUUUAGUUGUAGGCUAGUGUUUAUUUAUCAGUUUCUCAAAUUGAAUUUCGUUUUUAGGGUUCUUAAUUUCCUCCGAUUUAGCGAUUAGAGAAAUAAAUAAACAGUGGUUCGAUAUGGAAAGUGGAGUUGCAAUUAUUCAAGAAUCUCCAAAAGUUAUCAAUCUCAAGCAACAAAAUAGAGCCGAUUCUUCUUCUACUGCAGACGGUGCUUCUGUGUUUGAUGCAUCACAAUAUGCAUUUUUUGGUGAAGAGCUUGUUGAGGAAGUUGAAUUAGGGGGAUUAGACGAUGAAGACGACGAGUUAUUACCAGCUGCGGCUGCUGAUUUUGAACACGAGGAAGAAGAGGAGUUUCUGUUCGGUAGACGAGAUGGCGAGGCUGUAACAUCUCUAUCUGAUGUUGAUGAUCUUGCCGGUACAUUUGCAAAGUUGAGUAGAGAUGUCAGUAUACCAAGGAGUGCAUCAAUAAUUGAUGGUAGAGGAUUCAGCCAAAAUUUAUCAACUCCUGAAUGGGCAAAGGGGGAGGAUUUUCAUAACUAUCAACAGCAGCUCAUUGACCUUGAAGGGAAUCAGGGAAGCCAAAGCGGGUUCUUACAGCAAUAUUCGUCUUCUGCUCGCCUUUCAGAAUUAUUUCCUUUACGCAGAACAUCUACAUACCCUGAACAGCAACAACUACAGCACCAGCAGCAUAUCUCAAGUGAGCCAAUUCUUGUGCCAAGGAAUUCUCACACUUCAUAUCCUCCUCAUGGUGGACAAUCUUUACAGGCUUCACCAAAUCAUGGUCAUUUAAAUAUUCCAUACCUUAAUGGUAAUUUCCAAACUUCACCAAAUUUAUCUCCCUUUUCUAGUCAGCUUCAACUCCCUAGCUUGCAGCAUGGAUCACCACAUUUUGGCGGAAGUUUGCCACAAUUUUCUUCUGCUCUAUCUGCAAACAGUCGGCCCCCCUACCAAUGGGCUGCCCAUAUGGAUUUACGUCCUGGAGGUCAUCACAACAACUUGAAUGAUAUGUUACGGAUCCCUCAUCCAAAUGGUUUGAUGCCUCCAAAGUUGUUGCAGCAGCAUCAUAAUAGGCUGCACCAUACAGUUCAACCAUCAUUGGGUGAUUUAUCUGGCAUGCAGGCUCAGCUAUUUAAUUCUCAUCUUUCCCAGUCCCCACCUCUGACAAACAAGUAUGAGUAUGGUUCUAUGUUUGGUCCGGGUGGUAUUAGAGAUCAAAGAAUGAAACCAGCCCCAAGAGUAGGACAAAAUUUGCAGUAUCAACAGGGUCCUGAAACCAAUGGCAGGAAGAUUGACUUUGCCUGGCCUCGGUUUAGAUCCAAGUACAUGAAUACUGAAGAAAUUGACGGAAUUAUCAGAAUGCAUCUUGCUGCGACACAUGGUAAUGAUCCUUAUGUGGAUGAUUAUUAUAACCAGGGCCGUCUUGGUAAAAAAUCAGCUGGGGCAAAGCUGAGACAUCACUUUUGCCCUACUCACUUGAGGGACCUUCCUUCUCGAGCUCGUGCUAACAUGGAACCACAUGCUUUUCUCCAAGUUGAUGCUCUUGGUAGGAUGCCCUUUUCUUCAAUUCGUAGACCCCGUCCUCUUCUAGAAGUUGACACUCCAAAUUCAUCUAUUAGCAGUGCCAGUGAUCAGAAAGUUCCCGAGAAACCCCUUGAACAGGAGCCAAUGCUUGUAGCUAGAGUGACAAUUGAAGACGGUCUCUGCCUUCUCCUUGAUGUGGAUGAUAUUGACCGUUUCCUAGAAUUCAACCAGCUUCAAGAUGGCGGAGCCCAAUUGAGACACAGGAGGCUGGUCUUGUUGGAAGAGCUGGCAGUAUCUCUGCAGUUGGUUGACCCACUUGGCAAGAAUAGACAAGCAGUUGGAUUUGCUACAAAGGAUGAUUUCGUGUUCUUACGACUAGCAUCUCUUCCCAAGGGUCAGAAGCUCCUUACACGGUACCUCCAGCUCCUUCAUACAGGUGGCGGCCUAAUGCUAAUUGUCUGCAUGGCUAUUUUUCGUCAUUUGACAUUUCUGUUUGGAAAUCUUCCCUCUGAUCUUGAAGCAGCAGAGACUACCAAUGCUCUUGCAAGAGCAGUAUCAUUAUGUGUCCAGCACAUGGAUCUCCGUUCACUCAGUGCUUGUCUUGCAGCUGUAGUUUGUUCCUCAGAGCAUCCCCCACUUCGCCCCCUGGGAAGCUCUGCCGGAAAUGGAGCUUCUCUCAUUUUACUGUCUGUUCUUGACAGGGCAACUGAACUGUUGAAGGAGUUUCAAGAUGCUAGCAACAAUGAUGCAACAAAUAGGGCACAAUGGAAAGCCUCAUUUGACGAGUUCUUUGGCCUACUCUUUAAGUAUUGUAUUAAUAAGUACGACGAAAUUAUGCAAUCUUCUAUAUUAGACCCAGCUGAAGCUACAAAGAGGGAAUUGCCUGUAGAGCUUUUGCGUGCUAGUGUCCCCCACACAAACGCCUACCAGAAGAAGAUGUUGUUUGAUCUUUCGCAGCGUUCCUUAUAGUUGGUCAAUACGGAGGUAAUUCUGGUUGCAUUAAAAUCUAAUCAUAUCUGGUUUGACUUUUAUAUCUCUGCACGUUGACAAUAAUAUGUCCUGAAGUUUCCUCGAGCCAUACUUGAUUUAAGUCAGGGACAACCUUCCAAACAUACUGUUACAGCACGUCAGAAGGUACCAAACUGUUACGGCUUUUCUUAAUGGUGUAUAAAUUUUGACACAACAGUCGUCAUUUUGCUGAUUAGAGUUGCUUAUGCCCGCGAAGCUGUUUAAUUAAUGGUUGAAGCAGGUUUGUUACAAGUUGCAGGAACCUAGAGAACUUUGAAGUUUGAAUCUCCAGAAUCUCUGUAAAUACAUUGGUGUUGGAACCACUGGCUAUGAAUUUCCUUAACCUGUAUUCUUGAAUAUCAGACUCAACUUUGUGUUUGUUUUAGUGAAAAAUAGUCAGAGUGACUGGCUCAUAGAGGAUUGCUUAGUAGCUGUCAGUUCUCCCGUUUUCAGAAAAAAAAUAGCUGAAAAAGUGCUUUUAAUGGAGGAACAGCAGGAAAUUGAUUCCGGUGUGUCAGAACUCUGCUAUUCAUUAUGUUUCUGUCCGAUAUUGAAAUUCGGGGAGCAAGAAAAGAAAUUUAUCUUUCAAAGAACUUGAAGCAUUUUCUGUGCUAAGUUGUUUUUGUAAAAUUUUAUUGUUAAGAUUUUCUGGUUA
Molecule: messenger RNA, 3221 nt
Organism: Mercurialis annua (annual mercury)
Lineage: Eukaryota; Viridiplantae; Streptophyta; Magnoliopsida; Malpighiales; Euphorbiaceae
Product: protein PAT1 homolog
Exons: 5
Coding region: 155-2527 (790 amino acids)
Biological process (GO): P-body assembly; deadenylation-dependent decapping of nuclear-transcribed mRNA
Cellular component (GO): P-body
Molecular function (GO): RNA binding
Source: RefSeq, a predicted model, not a curated record